ACUCAGUAACGCUGGAACCCAUUCGAGGGGGCCUGGGGCCCCUCAUCCCAAGCCAGGAGGGCUUUGGGGGAGGGGUGCAGCCCUUGGCAGACUCGUCGUGUGGUCAAGGGGGCUGGGGGUUGCCAGGGAGGUGGGGGCCAACCUCCUAGGAGGAGGCACGAGUGUGGUUCUCUUUCUCCCGCUGGGGGUGCUGUGGGGCCGGCGGCGGGGUGGGAGGCCUCGGUGGCAGAGCCUGUGGUGCUGGGCAGUGUCUGGCAGCAGGGGCACCAUGGGCACCAUCCAGUCGGAGACCGACUGUUAUGACAUCAUUGAGGUGCUGGGCAAGGGCACCUUCGGGGAGGUGGCCAAGGGCUGGCGACGAAGCACAGGCGAGAUGGUGGCCAUCAAGAUCCUCAAGAAUGACGCCUACCGCAACCGCAUUAUCAAGAAUGAACUAAAGCUGCUGCGCUGCAUGAGGGGCCUGGACCCAGAGGAGGCCCAUGUUAUCCGCUUCUUGGAGUUCUUCCAUGAUGCUCUCAAGUUCUACCUGGUCUUUGAGCUGCUAGAGCAAAACCUUUUCGAGUUCCAGAAGGAGAACAACUUUGCGCCCCUCCCUGCCCGCCACAUCCGUACAGUCACCCUGCAGGUGCUCAGAGCCCUGGCCCGGCUCAAGGAGCUGGCCAUCAUCCACGCCGAUCUCAAGCCUGAGAACAUCAUGCUGGUGGACCAGACUCGCUGCCCCUUCAGGGUCAAGGUGAUCGACUUCGGCUCGGCCAGCAUUUUCAGCGAGGUGCGCUACGUGAAGGAGCCAUACAUCCAGUCGCGCUUCUACCGGGCCCCCGAGAUUCUGCUGGGGCUGCCCUUCUGUGAGAAGGUGGAUGUGUGGUCACUGGGCUGUGUCAUGGCUGAGCUGCACCUGGGCUGGCCCCUCUACCCGGGCAACAACGAGUACGACCAAGUGCGCUAUAUCUGUGAGACCCAGGGCCUGCCCAAGCCCCAUCUGCUGCACGCCGCCCGCAAGGCCCACCACUUCUUCAAGCGCAACCUCCACCCUGAUGCCACCAACCCCUGGCAGCUCAAGUCCUCGGCUGACUACCUGGCUGAGACCAAGGUGUGUCCACUGGAGCGCCGCAAGUACAUGCUCAAGUCAUUGGACCAGAUCGAGACAGUGAAUGGUGGUGGAGCAGCCAGUCGGCUGAGCUACUCGGACCGGGAGGUAAUGGCCGAGCAUGCUGACCUCAAGAGCAUGGUAGAGCUGAUCAAGCGCAUGCUGACAUGGGAGUCGCAUGAACGCAUCAGCCCCAGCGCGGCCCUGCGCCACCCCUUCGUGUCCAUGCAGCAGCUGCGCAGCGCCCACGAGACCACUCACUACUACCAGCUCUCUCUGCAUGGCUGCCGCCUCUCGCUGCAGGUGGAGAGCAAGCCACCCACACCCGUUGUGACUGCCACAGAAGAUGGGCCCCCUUACUACCGUCUGGCUGAGGAAGAGGAGGCCAUGGGCAUAGGCAGUGUGGCAGGCAGUGGGCCCUUCUUCCAAGAGGAGAAGGUGCCAGGCAUGCAAAGAGCCAUCGACCAGCUGGAUGACCUGAGUCUGCAGGAGACAGGCCAUGGACUGUGGGGUGAGACUCGCGCUGAUGUGGCCUCCAACACGCUGGCACCGCUCAAGGCAGCCACUUCUGGCCUCCGGGUACCCAACCUGGGCCCUGAGCCCAUUCUGGCUUUCUAUGGCAGCCGCCUGUCUGGCCACUACAAGGCCCGCAAGCCACCCUCAGGCUCCAAGUCUGACUCCAACUUCAGCAACCUCAUCCGGCUGAGCCAGGCCUCACCUGAGGAUGAUGGGCCCCGCCGGGGCAGUGGCUGGGAGGAAGGAGAGCGCUGCAGGGCCUCUGCUGAGCCGCCUGCCAUCCCACAGCGGGACGGGGAUGGGCCCAACAUCAAGGAUAUGACCAUGGACACUGAGAAGUCAGGCCCUGAGCUCUUUGACCCCAGCAGCUCUCCUGGAGAAUGGCUGAGUGAGCCAGACUGGACCCUGGAAGGCGUCAGGGGGCCACGGGCUCAGGGGCUCCCACCUCGGCACCCCCACCCACGUGGUCUGCCCCUGGCCACCAGCUUUCUGCAGCACGUUGGUGGGCACCACUGAUGGUGAUCCUACCCCUGCCCAUCACUGGGGGCUGUGCUAGCUGGGCUGGUAUCCUUUGUCAACCUGAACUGUCCCUCAGAGCCAUUCCCAGAACUUAUAUUCUUACAGAAAGAUAGUUAUCCAGAAAUUUCCCUUUCCCACCCUUCCACAGCGCAUGCCUGCACACACACCUCGAACACAGGAGGGCCUUGGGGUCUGGCCAGCGGCCCCCUGGGCCAGGGCGAUGGCAGGAAGGGGCUGCAACCUGCUGACUCUGAGCCCACCCUUGGCCCUGUUGCCUCUGCCUAUUUCAAUAAAGAGCUGUUCAGCA
Messenger RNA from Galeopterus variegatus (Sunda flying lemur), 2429 nucleotides. It is a transcript of the gene HIPK4, whose product is annotated as homeodomain interacting protein kinase 4. Lineage: Eukaryota; Metazoa; Chordata; Mammalia; Dermoptera; Cynocephalidae. The record is from RefSeq and is a predicted model, not a curated record. Gene Ontology annotation, cellular component: nucleus; cytoplasm. The transcript is spliced from 5 exons. Gene Ontology annotation, biological process: peptidyl-threonine phosphorylation; peptidyl-serine phosphorylation. The coding region runs from base 269 to 2119 and encodes 616 amino acids. Gene Ontology annotation, molecular function: ATP binding; protein serine/threonine kinase activity; protein tyrosine kinase activity.